This is a messenger RNA of Dromiciops gliroides (monito del monte), 954 nucleotides long. Its product is annotated as olfactory receptor 6Q1. The record is from RefSeq and is a predicted model, not a curated record. Gene Ontology annotation, biological process: G protein-coupled receptor signaling pathway. Bases 1 to 954 code for a protein of 317 amino acids. The transcript has a single exon. Gene Ontology annotation, cellular component: membrane. Gene Ontology annotation, molecular function: G protein-coupled receptor activity; olfactory receptor activity. NCBI's taxonomy places the organism in Eukaryota, Metazoa, Chordata, Mammalia, Microbiotheria, Microbiotheriidae.
AUGCUACAUUACUCGGGAAACUGGACUCUGGCGACUGAAUUUAUCAUGGUGGGCUUUGCUGGUGUCCAAGAAGCCCGCCAUCUCUUCUUUGUACUCUUUCUCACCAUGUAUCUGUUCACCAUGGCAGAGAACUUGGCCAUUAUCCUUGUGGUAAGCUUAGACCAUAGACUCCAGAGGCCCAUGUACUUCUUUCUGACCCACCUUUCUUGCCUAGAAAUAUGCUAUACUUCAGUCACUGUGCCCAAGAUGCUGUCAGGAUUCACUGGCACAGCUGCAGGCAAGACAAUCUCCUAUGCUGGCUGCCUGUCCCAGCUUUUCAUCUUUACCUUCCUGGGUGCCACAGAGUGUUUUCUGCUCGCUGCCAUGGCCUAUGACCGGUACGUGGCUAUCUGUGAGCCUCUCCGUUAUGCAGCCAUUGUCUCCUGGGGUACCUGCAUCCGCCUGGCUGCUGCUUCCUGGCUGCUGGGUUUCCUCACGCCCAUCCUGCCCAUCUACCUAAUGUCCCAGCUCAUGUUCUGCAGCUCAAAUGUCAUCGAUCACUUCUUCUGUGAUGCAUCGCCCCUGCUGGCGCUUUCCUGCUCGGAUGUCACCCUGAAGGAGAGAGCCGACUUUCUGAUCUCGCUGUCUGUGCUUCUGGCCUCCUCCACAGUCAUUGCUGUGUCCUAUGGCAACAUUGUCUGGACAUUACUGCACAUCCACUCAGCAACAGAACGGCGGAAGGCUUUUUCUACCUGUGCAGCCCACCUGACGGUUGUGAGCCUUUUCUAUGGGACGCUUUUCUUCAUGUACGUCCGAACCAAGGUGGCCUCCUCUAUGAACUUCAACAAGGUGGUAUCAGUGUUCUACUCCAUUGUCACACCCAUGCUCAACCCCCUCAUCUAUAGCCUCCGAAACAAAGAGGUAAAGGGAGCCCUGGGCAGAGCGUUAUCGCUCAAAUUAUUUAAAGAAUCAUGA